AAGGGAAUCGUUUGCCGCGUGAGCGCCGUGUCGUUGUUAAAUUUGUCUCAUGAAGUCAUUAUUCCCUGUUUGAAAAGAACCCUUUUAAAAAGAUGUCUUUGUUGCUAUCUACUUAUGUCCGAAAUCUCUUCAAUGGGCGCAGAUAUAGGUCACGUGUAUCGCAGAGCGAGCCAAUCAGUGCGUCGUACGAAUGUCACAUGAAGUGCGUGGAAAACUGCAAUUGUCUGUCGUACAAUGUUUGCAAUGGCGGCAAAUUGUGCGAACUUAAUCCAGAGAAAAAGGAGAACAACAUCUCCCUGUAUGAGACCAGCGAUACUUGCGAUUACUAUGAAUUAGGCUUUAACCAAAAGCAAUCAAGUGAUUGCAAGGAUCAAUGUUGUUCUACUUCGAAACCUUGUCUUAACAAUGGUCGUUGUGAAGCAACGUGUAUGAAGAAUGGGAGACGGUUUCUCUGCGAUUGCGCAGAAGGCCAAGACGGUGAUCAAUGCGAGAGCGUGGCUAGAGAUUGCGGAUUUUAUGCUAAUUCUGCCAACAAAACUCACGGUCUUCGCGUGAUCUACGCGCCUGACAACACCGCAUACCGGGCUUUUUGUUAUUUCGGCAACAAUAUCCUUACGUUGGCCAUGUCAUUUUCGGUGGAAAACCAACGGUUGGUGAGUGCACCGCUGAGCAACGACCAACCCGUGUUUGAAGACUCGCACAACUGGGAGGAAUAUCGUCUGGGGCUGGCACGCAUGACAGCUUUGCGUGAUGGGGCAUAUAAAUGGAAGUAUGCCUGUGCCUAUGACCAGCUUGACAUAAAAGAUACAGAUUCAGUAACAAUUUUUUUGGCUAAGUUGGAUCCAUUGAAAGUUGAUGGAAUAGUGUGUUCUGCGGCUCAAAGUAUCAGAAUUUAUGGCGAAACCUGUCCGAAAUGUGUAUGGAGAGCGGCAAGCCGAGAGGAUGCUGAAGGGUUUAGAAAGUGGCUAAAUAACGAUAAGCCAUUUCCCGACACUCGCAGUCAGUUUGGCGCUAAAGAGUCAUUUUGA
This is a messenger RNA of Dendronephthya gigantea, 1028 nucleotides long. RefSeq lists its product as uncharacterized. The transcript is spliced from 5 exons. The record is from RefSeq and is a predicted model, not a curated record. Lineage: Eukaryota; Metazoa; Cnidaria; Anthozoa; Malacalcyonacea; Nephtheidae. Bases 93 to 1028 code for a protein of 311 amino acids.